GAGAAACAAACAGUUUGCAAAUCACUUGCAAAUAUGAAAGUACCUGAUGGUUACUCGUCUAACAUCAAAAACUUGGUGAAUGAGACUGAAUUGAAACUAAUGGGUCUGAAAUCACAUGAUUGUCAUGCGUUAAUGCAACAUCUACUUCCAAUUGCCAUUAGAUCAGUCUUGCCAAAAAAUGUUCGAGAGUGUUUGACACAUGUUUGCAUUUUCUUUAAUAGGCUGUGCGGGAAGGAAUUAGAAUUGGAUAAGUUAGAUGCAUUACAUGAACAUGUAGUCAAAACAUUGUGCAACCUGGAAAAGUUUUUUCCGCCAUCUUUUUUCGACAUCAUGAUCCAUUUAAUGGUUCAUCUAGUGAGAGAAGCAAGGCUGUGUGGGCCGGUGUGGGCGAGAUGGAUGUAUCCAUUUGAAAGAAAUAUGAAGGUACUUAAAAGUUAUGUGCGUAACCACUAUCGGCCAGAAGCAUGUAUGGUUGAGUGCUACAUAUCUGAAGAGGCUGUGGAAUUUUGUUCAGAGUACAUGGCUGGAGUUGAGGCAAUAGGAAUUAGCAAACCAAGAACUGACCCAGAUGAUGUUGAUAGAGGAUUAAGGGGCAAAGGGACAAUGGUCACAGUGUCCAAGCUUGAACUAGAUCAAGCUCAAUUAGUCGUGAUGAACAAUAACGCAGAGGUUCAACCAUAUAUAACUGACCAUAUGGAGCUGUUACAAUCAAUGGUUCCAAGAAAUCAAAAAAAUAAACAAAAAUGGGUUGCAGACCAACAUCGUCAAACUUUCAUUGGGUGGUUAAGGAAUACCAUUAUAGCAAAGUUGAACGAACCGAAUCAUGGAGUAUCUGAUGUGUUGAGUAAAACAUUAUAACCGAAUCAUUGGGUGGUUAAGGAAUACCAUUAUAGCAAAGUUUAUCGACACCAGAGAGGAGGUUCUUAGAGACUGAAGAGGAUGAGGAGAAUGCUGACUUAUGUUACGAUGACUUCAUUGUUGGACAACCAAUUCAUGAGCAACUCAUGGGAAUUGAUCGUAACAUUGAGGAAGACGACGCUGAAUACAUUAGAAACGAUAUCAAUGAGGGAAUAUGGGUCAAUUGUGAUUCAGGCAAACAUAAACAAAAAAAGAAAAGAAAACGUGUCUAAUUGGUAACUUGAUAUCUUCAUUACUUUAUAUUGUGGUUGUGAAUGGUCCUGAAUACUUAACAAUUUGUUUAUGCUUUUAAUAUUUCAUAUACACUACUUGUUAUAUAUGUAGCUAACUUUGAUGUUUGUUUGUUAAUGGUGUAGACAU
Messenger RNA from Cannabis sativa, 1278 nucleotides. RefSeq lists its product as uncharacterized. The coding region runs from base 34 to 858 and encodes 274 amino acids. The record is from RefSeq and is a predicted model, not a curated record. Lineage: Eukaryota; Viridiplantae; Streptophyta; Magnoliopsida; Rosales; Cannabaceae. The transcript is spliced from 2 exons.